This is a messenger RNA of Cooperia oncophora, 777 nucleotides long. The record is from the annotation of a GenBank genome assembly. NCBI's taxonomy places the organism in Eukaryota, Metazoa, Nematoda, Chromadorea, Rhabditida, Trichostrongylidae.
AUGAUCUUACGGAAGGUUCUCGUUCUCGGAUUUUUAACUUUUCUAUUUUUAAUCGAAGAUGUCAAACCAACAUCGUGCGCUUUCUACUGCUUCGUCGUUCCAUCGAGGAAGGAAACGUUCGACAUCUCCUCGUUCCGUAAUUUGUCUUGCACCCAUUUCGUCUAUGGCUUUUCUCGUAUACGAUCCGACAUGUCGCUACGUUCUGUCACUUCACGUGACAACUUGGAAAUAGUAAGCCCCGGGAAUCUGCGGAAAUUUUUGGGACUAAGGAAUACACAUCCACAUGCCACACUUCUAUUGGGAGUGCAAAUGACGGCAAACGACGUUUUUCAUGACGUUCGACAUGCACGGCGCACAGCGGAGCUCAUUACCAACUCGGCCAAAAAGAGACAUUUCGAUGGUGUGUUCGUUCGUAUGGAGGGACCAUCACUGGAGUCAACCAGCUCUCAGCACUUCCUUGCCGCCCUGUCAAUCACUCCCUCGGCAGUCAGCUCAUUGACGACGUUGUCAAUCUCACCUCGAUGGAUGUGGAGAGUCAUCAACAGAAUUCAUGAGUUCGCCGACUAUGUUGAGCACAUCUACCUCGAUAUGGAGGAGCUACCGUCGUCAGAGGACCCCUACGCUGUGAGUCAUCUCGAUCCGCUCAUGCCGUCCGAUUCGAUUCCAUUAGAAGAUACGAUCAGUGGAUCAGUAGAUAAAAUGAUAAGCAGCGGAGUCCCAGCUGAGAAGAUCGUUGUUGGACUGACCAGCGGAGGACGAGCGUACAGAAGGGGCUAG